This is a messenger RNA of Phalacrocorax carbo (great cormorant), 2169 nucleotides long. The record is from RefSeq and is a predicted model, not a curated record. Lineage: Eukaryota; Metazoa; Chordata; Aves; Suliformes; Phalacrocoracidae.
UGGUUCCCCCCCCCCCUCCCUGUUUUGCUGGUGUGGGAAGGUCACAAGAUGGCAUGGGGCACCCUGGGGGGCCUGGUGCUGCUGGCAGUUGUGUCCCUGGCGAGAGGGAACCCCCUCCAACCCGAUGCCACCAGUCCCUUCCAGUAUGACUGGCACCGCCUGCGCGUGGCAGGGCUGGUGGUGGCUGCCAUCCUCUGCGUCAUCGGCAUCAUCGUCCUCCUCAGUGGGAAGUGCAAGUGCCGGAGCAAAGCCAGCCGCCGCCGCCCCCCUCCAGAGAUGUCCCACCUCGUCGGCCCCGGAGCCGCCAGCACGUGCUGAGGUGUCCCCACGUGUCCCCCAGCCCCGGGGGGGACCCUGGCGUCCGGGUGGCCCCGGUGACAUGCGGAGGCAGGGAGGGGGGAGGAGCAGGUUUAUUUUGGGGUGAAGCCCCCCAAAAAAAUCCAAGAAAAGGGGAAAUUAAUAAAAAAAUGGUUAAAAAAAGGCAAAUUUGGUUAUUUGUAGGCAAGAGGAGUGUUCCCUGUGGUGGCAUCAGGGGGACAAGGAGGGGACAGGGGGACAAGGGGCCAGUGGUGGCACUGGGGACAAGGUUGGGUGGGUUGUGGCACCUGGAGGUGACAGGGUGGCCUGGGGCUGACGGUGGCCUUGGGGACGUCAGGUAGAUGGUGGCACCAGGAGGUGACAAGAUGAUGUGGGCCUAAUGGUGGCACUGGGCUGACGGUGGCCUUGGGGACGUCAGGUAGAUGGUGGCACCAGGAGGUGACAAGGUGAGGUGGGGCCGAUGGUGACACUGGGCUGACGGUGGCCUUGGGGACGUCAGGUAGAUGGUGGCACCAGGAGGUGACAAGGUGACGUGGGGCCGAUGGUGACACUGGGCUGACGGUGGCCUUGGGGACGUCAGGUAGAUGGUGGCACCAGGAGGUGACAAGAUGAUGUGGGCCUAAUGGUGGCACUGGGCUGACGGUGGCCUUGGGGACGUCAGGUAGAUGGUGGCACCAGGAGGUGACAAGAUGAUGUGGGCCUAAUGGUGGCACUGGGCUGACGGUGGCCUUGGGGACGUCAGGUAGAUGGUGGCACCAGGAGGUGACAAGGUGAGGUGGGGCUGAUGGUGACACUGGGCUGACGGUGGCCUUGGGGACGUCAGGUAGAUGGUGGCAUCAGGAGGUGACAAGGUGACGUGGGGCCGAUGGUGACACUGGGCUGACGGUGGCCUUGGGGACGUCAAGUAGAUGGUGGCACCAGGAAGUGACAAGAUGAUGUGGGCCUAAUGGUGGCACUGGGGACAAUGUUGGGUGGAUGGAGGCACUGGGAAGGGACAGGAGUGACGUGAGAGCUUGGGGACAAUGUGGUGCAGGUGGUGACACCAGCAGGGGCGUCACCGCCAUGGCAGCUGUGACAUGGUGGCCAGGGUCCCUGUGUCCCUCAGGUGCCCAGCUUCACGGUGGCCAAUAACCCAUGUCCCUCAGGCACGGAGGUCCAAAAUGACGCGGUGGUUGAUGUCCCCAUGUCCCCAGGUGCCCACAUCCAUGGGGACAUGGUGACCAGGUCCCCCAGGUCUUUGGGGACACAGUGACCAGGUCUUCUGUGGUGACAUGAUGGCCCAUCUCCCCAUGUCCCCUUGGCACCCAGGUGCACGACGACCUGGCGACUGAUGUCCCCAUACCCUUCAGGCACCCGUGUCCGUGGUGAGGUGACACGAUGGCUGAUGUCUCCACGUCCCCGUGUCCCUCAGGUGCCACGUCCGUGGUGAUGGGAUGGCUGAUGGCCGUGUCCCUCAGGUGUCCGGGUCCGCAAUGACGUACUGGUUGAUGUCCCCAUGUCCCAGUGCCCUGGUCCAUGAUGAAGUGACCGUUGAUGUCCCCAUGUCCUUCAGGCCCCCAGUGACAUCUCCCACAGGUGACGGGUCCACAACGACAUCACAACCGAUGUCCCCAUGUCCCUCUGACCCAUGAUGAUGGGGGUGGUUGAUGUCUCCGUGUCCUUCGGGCUUCCAGGUCCAUGGUGAUCAACGUUCUCACGUCCCCACGACCCACAGGUGCUCAGGCCCACGAUGACGUGACAUCCCCACGUCCAUCAGGCGCCCAGGUCUAUGACGUCAUGGUGUCCCCAUGUUCUUCAAGCACCCAGGGCCCCAGUGACACCGUGGUUGAUGUCCCUCAGGCGCCCAGGUCC